AUGAAGAACGUGAGUUUUGCGGCAGUGUUCAACCAUAUCCCAAGUCAAAGCCAACGGCCAGUUCGUGCUGCUUCUCAGGCGGCAUCGAAAGCAAAUGUCGACGGAUCCGGAAGUCUGUCGAAUGUCCACAAGGAGAAACGCAAGAGGGCGGACUCGGUCAACACCCAGGGUGUCAAGAAGAGUGGGAGCACAGCAGCAAGGGCAAGCCUACGCCAGAGUGGAGAUCGCGACGAGACAGAGCGGCAGCCGCAGAAGAAAGCAAAGGUCGGCAAUCCGCGGCCAGCAAAGGUCAAUGAUAAGCGACCAUACAAGGCUGCGAUCAUCAAUGAGUCGGACUCAGACUUGCCGGCGCCGCAGCUGCAUCCUCGGCGUGCUUCGAAGCCACAAACAGCGACUGUCACGGGCCGCCCACUCGAAUCCGCUGAAGAUACCAUGGACGACGAUGGUGAAGAUGCGGACUCGCAUGGUAAUCCCACUGACAAGCAUGUAGACGAGGAGAUGAGCGAUGACGAGCUAGUAGAGGAGCAGUGGGAACGGUGUGACAACUUCGAGGCAGAGAGAGUGACCAUCAGUAAGGGCUCCGGCUCACAGUUGCCUCCAACUACUGACGACGACGCCAUCAUGGUGAAUGACUCGGAAGAGGAGGACGAGCCCGGCCUUCAGUCUAACUAUUACGAGAGGCGGAGUGAUGCAAGUCCUCACCCUAGUGAUGAGUUGGACGAAGAUGAGUUCCCGGUAGUCACAUCGCGUGGACAACGGCAGCUCACGGAGAAACAGCGCGCAAAGCUGAAGACGGAGGUGCCUGUGAUUCGGCCGGUGCAGGCUGCUCCGAAGGCAACGGUUCAAUCACAGCGACGCAACGCUCCGGCGCAUGCAACCGCAACCGCAGUACAAGUUGACAACUCGGCGGACGAUGACACGUGGCUCCCGCGGACUAGGAUCGAUAUCAUCGAGAAUCCGCAAAGUGUCAAGAUAAACCUGCGGGCUCAGGACGAGGUUAUGAAGCAGGUUAUCCGCUACAGCUACACCAUCGGGGACCAAAUGGUGGUCUUUGGCCGCAAAGAUGACCGCGAUUCCAAUGCUGACUUAGAGGCUCUCACUCAACUGCUAACGCCCAUGGACAAAGCGGGCCUUGAUCAAAUGGCACUCGAGGCACUCGUUCAGGCGGCUGAUGCACUCGGGUAUACCGGUGAGCGCGACGUCGCCGACCGCCUGGAACGUGGGUCAUACAAGCUCUACAUCAGACCUCUGACGGUCUACGUUGCUCACCGGCUAGGGCAAUGUCGAACUGCGAUCAAACGAGCUGUGACGCCAUGUGCUGAGCACAUGUUCCAGCUCGUAAAUGAUUCGGCGGAUGGCGUCCACCCUAUUCCCGACAAGGUUGCAUUCCUCAAAGAGAUGUGCUACAUCUAUCCGUGGACACCAGCGGAUGGAUUUGAUCGGCGCGCUCUCUACGAAGGUCCGCUCGUCAAGUCGGCGGUGCGCUCGGCCUUUUUUGGAAACGCAGUCUAUCUCGGCGUUGGGUCGCAGAACAUCGCACUCUGCCCGUCGUCUAUGCGGAGUGUACCGUUGGAGUAUGAGGUACCGCCGGAAAUGGUGGCUCUAGCUAUGACAGCUGUUGAGUCUGUCAUUAUGGAUGCCCAUCUUAAACUCGUCAAGGGUUCGGAAUUUGGUGCCUCAAGUGCACCUGUGUACCGCGAACACAUGAUUCGUCUCGCAGAGCUGCGCCAGCAGAGGCCAAAACGGUAUCAUCGCGUUAUGCAUGAGAUCUUCGAGGCCGCGACCGGCGGUCACGGUUUGAAUACAGGAAUCCGGAUUGGUGGCUCGGACAUUGACUGGAACGCUAUACCCGACGAAUAGAUCCCAUCAUCAUAUUUCACGAAGCAUCAAUCAUAGUAAAUCGUAGUAAUUGCUCUCCUUUGCUCGCUCGUUCGCUCCGUGUUGCUCUCCUUUGCUCGUUCAUGUGCUAUGUGUUGCUCUCCUUGC
Molecule: messenger RNA, 1986 nt
Organism: Rhodofomes roseus
Lineage: Eukaryota; Fungi; Basidiomycota; Agaricomycetes; Polyporales; Fomitopsidaceae
Exons: 13
Coding region: 1-1860 (619 amino acids)
Source: RefSeq, a predicted model, not a curated record